AUGUUGAGUUUUGUUGGGUAUGGCAGUGGUUCAAUGUGGAUUAAGGACUCGAGCGGUCGAUUACCAUUGAUGAGUGCUGUUGAUGAUCCAGAUAUCCUUGAUUGUAUGCAAUUGCUGCUUUCGUGUAUGAUGGAAGAAACACCGGCAGAUGUUUCUUCGCUUUUGAGUCAAGAUCGCCGUCAAAGUACGUUGUUGCAUUCAAUUUGA
Molecule: messenger RNA, 207 nt
Organism: Haemonchus placei
Lineage: Eukaryota; Metazoa; Nematoda; Chromadorea; Rhabditida; Trichostrongylidae
Source: the annotation of a GenBank genome assembly